Paramormyrops kingsleyae is the source of this 2453-nucleotide messenger RNA. It is a transcript of the gene ift56, whose product is annotated as intraflagellar transport 56. The record is from RefSeq and is a predicted model, not a curated record. Gene Ontology annotation, biological process: intraciliary transport involved in cilium assembly; intraciliary anterograde transport. NCBI's taxonomy places the organism in Eukaryota, Metazoa, Chordata, Actinopteri, Osteoglossiformes, Mormyridae. Gene Ontology annotation, cellular component: intraciliary transport particle B; ciliary base; ciliary basal body. Gene Ontology annotation, molecular function: protein binding; intraciliary transport particle B binding.
GCUACCGUUUCCGGUGCAGUGAGUCGCUACGUUGCUUGGAGACGGGAUCGAUAGUUUAGAUGCCAGACACUGAACUGGUUAGCUAGCUGUGGAGUGCAAGCCACCGUUCUAGGCUAUUUAAGUUUUCUCAAUAUUACGUUUUUAAUUACUAAUUGCUUUGCAUUCAUACCCAUGAAUUUAUUGCGAUCGUAGCACAUGUUUUUUUCAGGCUCCGCUUCUCCUGAGCAAUCCGGGUGGUAUCAAAAUGAUCCUGUCCAGGGUAAAGCCAGCAGUUGGCGGAGAGGCUCCAGCCAGUGAGAAGAAGAAGAACAAGGGGAAGAAGACCCCCCGAGUGGAGGAUUACCUAACCCAGAGGGACUACCUGGGAGCCGUCACGCAGCUGGAGUUCCAGCGAAGUGUUGGAGAGCGAGAAGAGAGUACCAGCUUAUGGCUUGGCUAUUGCGCCUUUCACCUGGGGGACUACAGGAGAGCCAUGGAGGAGUACAAAGCUCUGAGCCAGAGACCAGGCUGCUCCGCUGACGUCUGGGUCUACCUGGCCUGCACGCUCUUCUUCCUGGGCCUGUACAAGGAGGCAGAAGAGGCUGCCCUCAAGGCUCCAAAGAGUCAACUGCAGAAUCGCUUACUCUUCCACCUGGCACACAAGUUUAAUGAUGAGAAGAAGCUGAUGGGCUUCCACCAGAAUCUGGAGGACGUGACCGAGGACCAGCUGAGCUUGGCUUCCAUCCACUACAUGCGCUCGCAUUACCAGGAGGCCAUCGACAUCUACAAGCGCAUCCUGCUGCAGAACAGGGAUUUCCUGGCCCUCAAUGUGUACGUAGCCCUGUGCUACUACAAACUGGAUUACUAUGACGUGUCCCAGGAGGUCUUGGCGGUGUACUUACAGAGCAUCCCCGACUCAACCAUUGCCCUCAACCUCAAGGCCUGUAACCACUUCAGGCUGUACAAUGGGAAGGCUGCUGAGGCGGAGCUGAAGAACCUGAUAGAUAUCUCCUCCAGCUCCUUCGAGUUCGCUAAAGAGCUCAUCCGACACAACCUGGUCGUGUUUCGCGGUGGAGAGGGAGCCCUGCAGGUCCUGCCGCCGCUUGUCGACGUCAUCCCUGAGGCCCGGCUCAACCUGGUCAUCUACUACCUCAGGCAAGACGAUGUCCAAGAAGCUUACAAUCUCAUCAAAGACCUGGAACCCACCACACCACAGGAGUAUAUUUUAAAAGGCGUGGUGAAUGCUGCCUUAGGGCAAGAAAUCGGAUCGAGGGAUCACUUGAAGAUCGCUCAGCAGUUUUUCCAGCUAGUUGGUGGCUCAGCUAGUGAAUGUGACACCAUCCCUGGCAGACAGUGCAUGGCUUCUUGUUUCUUCCUGCUGAGGCAGUUUGAAGACGUUCUCAUUUACCUGAACUCGGUGAAGAGCUACUUCUACAAUGAGGAUACUUUUUACUUCAACUAUGCCCAAGCCAAGGCAGCUGUCGGCAACUACAGGGAGGCAGAGGAGGUGUUCCUGUUGAUUCAGAGUGAGAAGAUCAAGAAUGAUUAUGUAUAUCUCAGCUGGCUGGCGCGCUGCUACAUCAUGAACAAGAAGGCCCACUUAGCCUGGCAGCUGUACUUAAAGUUGGAGACGUCGGCAGAGUCCUUCAGCCUCCUGCAACUCAUCGCUAAUGACUGCUAUAAGAUGGGGCAGUUCUAUUAUGCUGCCAAGGCGUUUGAUGUGCUGGAGAGGCUGGACCCAAACCCCGAAUACUGGGAGGGCAAGAGGGGAGCCUGUGUGGGCAUCUUUCAGCUCAUACUUGCCGGCAGGGAGCCCAGAGAGACGCUGAGGGAGGUCCUUCCUCUGCUGAGGAACACUGGCAACUCGCAGGUGGAAUAUAUCAUCAGAGCCCUGAGAAAGUGGGCCAAGGACAACCGGGUCUCCCUGUGAUGAUGGGCACACCAUAAAGCACUUGGUACACAAAACAGGGAACCGGGACAGAAAUGGAAAAAGGGACAAGAAUGGGACGUGAACAGGCAGCCCCUGGGAAAUUAGUAAUUCUAGGAAUGACUGCAAGUGUUAAAGACAUGGUUACAUUCUGCAUCAGCACCCAAUUCCCAGUUUAGAAACAUUUUUAUAUGGAGAAGCAGACCUGUAUGUUUGACUUGGCCUCAUGCAACAACGUUAUGUAAUGAGAUUCCCAUCUAUCGUGAAUAACUGCAUCUCAAAGGACCGUAAUGUGAUGUAAAGGUAUUGAUAUAGAAAUGAAGAGAAGCAGAUCUGCACGCAGCUAAUUCAUAUGCAUUAUUUACCGAACAUUGUUAGUGUUUUCUGAAUCACUGUAUAUCGUUGAUAGCCUAUAAAUAAAACACUUGCCUAGAUUAUUUGCAUUAAUUGUACGUAUCACAGUUUUUGUAGUAUUUUUUUACUUAAUGUUUUUUGUAGUGUUAUGUUGUUGAAGUGUAUUAUUAAAAUUGUAUAUUUUUAUUCAAAA